GUUUACUAGAAAGCAGCACCCGGCUGAAACCUCAUGAAGCCCAGAACUACAGGAAGAAGGCAUUGUGGGUAUCCUGGUUCUCCAUUAUUGUCACCCUGGCCCUGGCAGUGGCCGCCUUCACUGUCUCCGUCAUGAGGUACAGCGCCUCUGCCUUUGGGUUUGCUUUUGACGCCAUCCUGGAUGUGCUAUCCUCGGCCAUUGUCCUCUGGCGUUACAGCAAUGCGGCCGCCGUGCACUCUGCUCACAGGGAAUAUAUAGCCUGUGUCAUCUUGGGGGUGAUCUUUCUUCUGUCAUCUAUAUGCAUAGUGGUCAAAGCCAUCCAUGACCUUUCAACAAGGCUGCUCCCUGAAGUGGAUGAUUUCCUGUUCAGUGUCUCCAUUUUAAGUGGGAUCCUUUGCAGUGUCCUGGCUGUGUUGAAGUUUAUGCUGGGGAAGGUCCUGACAAGCAGAGCUCUCAUCACAGAUGGGUUCAACUCCCUUGUUGGGGGAGUGAUGGGUUUCUCCAUCCUUCUGAGUGCAGAAGUGUUCAAACACAAUGCAAGAGUCUGGUACCUGGACGGCAGCAUCGGUGUCCUGAUCGGCCUCACCAUCUUUGCCUAUGGGGUCAAGCUCCUCGUCGACAUGGUGCCCAGAGUGAGACAGACGCGUCACUAUGAAAUGUUUGAGUGAAGGUGGCUGAAGGGGCUGCAGGGACUGCCCCAGCGCAGAGCGUCACCAUGGCGAUAAGAGGUUUCCACGAAGGCAGAUGGUGCCAAUAUUUAACUGCACAUCCAGUUUCAUUUUGGGAAGUUUUCGUUCAUAGAGUCUGUCAUCAUGGGAUGAGGUCUGCCUGGAGGCUGGACCUGCCCUACAUCCUCACCCCGUUGCCCACCAUCAAACACAUUAGGACGGUGUUGCCCAUGGGAGGGGCUGCCACGCUUCCCAGUCUUGAGCCGGAAGUGACAUUUUCUAUUUCCUGGAGUCAAACAGUUCUUGAAAGCAGGCUAGGGUCUCUGCUUGACAGGAAGCCACCUGUGGCGCUCACUGUCAGCCAAAACCAGAUAGUAACUGACCGGGUUGCCUCCUCCCGACACACAUGGUCAAAGCCACCUCCAGAGUCACACUCCUCUCUCCUAGCGGAUUCCAUCAGUAAUCCCUCCUAACGUCUAUCAACCCGUUUCAUACACUUUUACUAAUCGCGACACUAAAUCGAUUUGUUCAGAAGGAGACCAUUCUAUUUUUUAAAGUGUUUAGUGACCUAUGAGCUUUGCAUGAACAGGCUAUGUAAGCACAAAGCCCUUUCUUCCACAUCCAUGAGAACCCAGGAACCAUUUUUGA
Cricetulus griseus (Chinese hamster) is the source of this 1316-nucleotide messenger RNA. The record is from RefSeq and is a predicted model, not a curated record. NCBI's taxonomy places the organism in Eukaryota, Metazoa, Chordata, Mammalia, Rodentia, Cricetidae.